CCCCUCCCUGAUCCCAGGAUGCACCGGGGAACAGGCCUGGCCGCUCAGGUUGGUAGGAAGAUGGCGUCCUCUGGGGCGGAGCCGCAGAUCCUGGUACAAUACUUGGUGCUUCGAAAAGAUCUAUCGCAGGCUCCGUUCUCUUGGCCAGCGGGCGCACUGGUAGCGCAGGCUUGUCAUGCAGCUACCGCAGCAUUACACCUUCACCGCGACCACCCGCACACCACGGCUUACCUUCGCGAGCUGGGGCGCAUGCGUAAAGUAGUUCUCGAGGCUCCAGAUGAGACCACCCUAAAGGAGCUGGCUGAGACCCUGCAACAAAAGAACAUUGACCACAUGCUGUGGCUUGAGCAGCCAGAGAAUAUUGCCACUUGCAUUGCACUCCGACCAUACCCCAAAGAAGAAGUGAACCAGUAUUUGAAAAAGUUCCGAUUGUUCAAAUGACUGCUGCUUUGAUAUGGUUGAAUAUCAACUGGGCCAGAAAUAGAAUUCCAUUCAUCCCUGAGCAUCAUGUACUCCUUUUACUCUCAGCUUACUCUUCAGUUGUGAUUUCUUGAGAAUCCCACACAUGUUCGAAUUAAAGUUGUCAUUAAUAAGUACUUCCUCCUAUUAUUAGCAAAUAAGGAAAGUAGGUGAACAGCAAUAUUACCUAUGGGCCAUUGUCCAAAUAGAUUUAGUUUGACUCUGGUAUAAGGAAUUGAGGAAACUCACUCACUUUUUUGUUAUGAAUAAUGGAGUUCCCCCCACCCUGCCCCUUACAGUAGAGGAUUGAAUCCAAUGGCACUCUUAACACUGAGCUUUUUAAAUUUUGAGACAGUGUCUCACUAAAUUUCCCAGGCUGAUCUCCAACUUGCAAUCCUCUUGCCUCAGCUUCCAAGUAGCUGGGAUUACUGUUGUAUACUCCUGCAUCUGACUUUGAGUUCUUCUAAUUACCCAGAUUUAAAACUUUGCCUUUGAAUUCUUUAUUUCUUAUUCCUAUCUAUAUUUAUAAUUUUAAGACAACAUCAACUUUAAGAAGAGGCAUUGUUUUAUGUAUUGUUAAGAAAUGCUACCAAUGGGGCACAGUGGUACAUGCUUGUAAUCCCAGCAGUUUGGGAGGUUGAGGCAGGUUGUAAGUUUUAGGCCAGCCUCAGGAACUUAACAAGAUCUUGUCUCAAAAUUUAAAAGAUUUUAAAAAGGCUGGGGAUGUAGCUCAGUAGUAGAGCAUCCCUGGUUUCAGUACCCAGGACCCCCUACCCACCCAAAAAACAAGACGUGCAAAUGACUUGUAAGAUGUAUUUCAAUAUCGAAAAAGUUUAAAUACAUACACACAUACACACAAACA
Ictidomys tridecemlineatus (thirteen-lined ground squirrel) is the source of this 1321-nucleotide messenger RNA. It is a transcript of the gene Ptrhd1, whose product is annotated as peptidyl-tRNA hydrolase domain containing 1. The record is from RefSeq and is a predicted model, not a curated record. Gene Ontology annotation, molecular function: peptidyl-tRNA hydrolase activity. Lineage: Eukaryota; Metazoa; Chordata; Mammalia; Rodentia; Sciuridae.